This is a messenger RNA of Acipenser ruthenus (sterlet), 3292 nucleotides long. It is a transcript of the gene cyth3a, whose product is annotated as cytohesin 3a. Gene Ontology annotation, molecular function: guanyl-nucleotide exchange factor activity. The record is from RefSeq and is a predicted model, not a curated record. Bases 1081 to 2082 code for a protein of 333 amino acids. The transcript has 9 exons. Lineage: Eukaryota; Metazoa; Chordata; Actinopteri; Acipenseriformes; Acipenseridae. Gene Ontology annotation, biological process: regulation of ARF protein signal transduction.
ACAUAUACUGUUCAACAAUUGCACUUUUAAUCUUUGACAGUGGCUGUAAAACUCAAAUCCGUGUUUUAUUUUGAUGCAAGUUAAAUUGAAUGAUUAAAACACGACAUCCCACUUUUGAGCACCAGAACUGAAUAACAGCAUUCUGCAUUUUUAUAGAUAUUGUGCCAUGUUUGGGAAAGUGAAAGUGGGUUAUACACAAUACAGUAUAGUCGAUGGGAUUAUCAAAGACCAUACCAACUGGCACAGCAGCUGUUAUUUUGUGACCCACUCCUUUUCUGAUUACUCCUGACCUUUUAGAGCAUGCAUUUUCACAGUACAUGUCUAGAAUCCUAAACAGACAGUCUUGGUUUCAGUUGAUUCAUGAGAUAUGACCUUUAUUAUACUGCAUUAAGGAUAGAUAAAGAUCUCCUACCCACUGGGAAAAUAAAAUUAGGAGAACUUUUUGAGAUGAAGCAGUCAGUGUGUGACUCAACCUCGGUUUAACAUGAUUUCAUGAUAAAAUUGUCCUGCUUGUUUAUGACCUGUGAAAUCCCACCAGGCCUCUCUCCCCCCGAUUAUCUACUCCUCUGAGCUCUCCAGCGGCUCCUACUGGUAGAGAUGGGUGGAGGAGCAUGCUGGAGGUUGUUUGUUCUUGUCUAUCUACCUUGGGCCAGUAAUACUGAGAGCCCCUAUGGCCUAACUCUAUUUCCACUCACGACAAGGUUUGGCUAUUAAACUGGUAUCACAGGACGCUCUUGUAAAUAAGAGGAUUAAAAAAGUAGACUAUCGGUAAUCCUGGUCAGUACCUUCAGCAGUGCAUGUCCUGUCUUGUAACUGUUCCCUGUCACAUAACCCUCUUUACUGACUAGGAGCUCUUAAAGAUGAACAAGUAGUUCCCUGUGUCCUGCUUUUCCUAUUUGGGUUAACGGAGGGGUACAGUGGCAGGGGAGGGCUCUGGAAAGAGGGAUGUUACUCAAACAAUGCCAAGAAUUCAGUUUACUAAAUAAGAAUGAUGUUAUAGAGUCAACAUAAAGUUUAAAACUCUCCAUCUUUGCUGUUUACAUAGAUCUCUAUCAGAUGGUAAAAUAGCAGCAUUAUUCUAUGAGUGUUCUAUUUCUGCUGCAAAAUUGUUGUUUUUUUUUCUCCCAGGGAAUCCAGUUUCUUCUUGAAAAUGACCUUUUGCAAAACACAGCAGAAGAUAUAGCCCAGUUCUUGUAUAAAGGGGAAGGGCUGAACAAAACGGUUAUCGGGGAUUAUUUGGGGGAGCGCGACGACUUUAACAUUAAAGUUCUACAAGCUUUUGUGGAGCUUCAUGAGUUUGCUGACCUCAAUCUUGUACAAGCCUUAAGGCAGUUUCUGUGGAGCUUCAGACUUCCUGGAGAAGCACAGAAGAUUGAUCGUAUGAUGGAGGCCUUUGCCUCCCGGUACUGCCAGUGUAACCCUGGUGUCUUCCAGUCUACAGACACAUGCUAUGUCCUUUCCUUUGCCAUUAUUAUGCUGAAUACAAGUUUACACAAUCCCAAUGUAAGGGAUAAAACAGCAGUGGAGAGGUUCAUUUCUAUGAACCGUGGGAUUAAUGAAGGAGGGGACCUCCCAGAAGAGCUACUCAGGAACUUAUAUGAAAGUAUUAAAAAUGAGCCGUUCAAAAUCCCAGAAGAUGACGGAAACGACUUAACGCACACAUUUUUCAACCCUGACAGGGAAGGUUGGCUGUUGAAACUAGGAGGGGGAAGAGUGAAAACCUGGAAACGAAGAUGGUUCAUACUGACUGAUAAUUGCCUCUAUUACUUUGAAUAUACAACCGACAAAGAACCAAGAGGAAUCAUACCUUUGGAGAAUCUCAGUAUUCGUGAAGUGGAGGACCCUAGAAAGCCGAACUGCUUUGAGCUCUACAAUCCUAACCAUAAAGGCCAGGUGAUCAAGGCGUGCAAGACAGAAGCCGAUGGCAGAGUGGUGGAGGGGAACCAUGUGGUGUACAGGAUAUCGGCACCGACUCCUGAAGAAAAAGAGGAGUGGACCAAAUCCAUCAAAGCAAGUAUCAGCAGGGACCCUUUCUAUGACAUGCUGGCUACCAGGAAAAGGAGAAUCGCCAACAAGAAGUAAACUCAACUGAAGAGGACAGUUCAGCAGUAUUUACAGUGUAGACUUCAGAAGUGAAUGGAUUUGUUAAGGUAACUACGAAAAUGGACUGGGAGAGGGAGACUAAUGUUAAUACUGGACCAGAUAUUCUGGCAAGUGGAAAAGGGAAAAAAAAAACAAGCCCCUCAAUUCUGGUGUUUUCUGCAAAUAUAAAACAGUGAAGGCCUUUGUACUUUGAACACUAUCUGGCCAUUUUCUUUUGAAAAUGCAAAGAAAAAAAAUAAAACUACAUAGUGGGCAUUCUGACUACAUUGAAGAAAAACACUGUUGAGCAGUGAAUGCGAAUGUUUUGUUUUAAGAAAAAGCAAUAAGUGCUCUUAAAUAACUUAUGCUGUACCGAAAAAAAAAAAAAAUGCAAAUGUAGGUCAGCGAAUGCCAAUAUGCCUGGGGACAGGCAGGAUUUUAACUGCAGAUAGCUGUGUAAUCACACUUGUUGGUUGCAGAGUUUAGUUGUACAAAAUGUUGACACCCAAGUGACUGGAUCUAACCAUUAAAAUAACUUUGAAAAGUCAUAUAUAUAUAUACACAUACAGUAUAUCCACUGUACUGGCAAUUCUUAUAUUUUAAAAUGUAAGGCAAAUUCAAUAGCUUUUUGAGUCAGCUGGCUUGACUUUUCAUUAUUUAUUGAAAAAUAGCCUGUUUAACACACUAUAUACAUUAAGUGCAACACAGGGUACCAAACAGUUAAUUAAGCUUUUCAUGAAUAAUUCCAUCUGUAAAUGGCAGCAUGAGUAAUAGUCACAGUACAAAGGCAAUGCAUAUGCAAUGUAGUAUUUUCAUAAUGUAUUACUGUACUACGUAUGAAAAGUUGCUUGCUGCCAGAACAUGUAUUGUAGAUCAACAGCUACAGUUGUAUUUCAUCAGUGCUUAUGUCUUCUAUAUUUAUUUUUUUGUGCAAUUGCAAAAAUGUUGUGUUUUUUUAAGUUAUGUGUAAAUACUGUACAGAUUUGUGUGUUGAUUUCUGUAUUUUUAAUGCAUGUAAAAUCUCUUGGCAGGAGCUUGCAUCAGUAAAUAGCAAGGGGGCCACGUGAUGUAAGCUUUUGUCAAAAGUUUUGUACAGAAUCUCUUUUUUUGGAGGGGAGGGGGUGUUUAUAAGAAUUCAAAACACAUUGACAUGUGCAUUGCAUGCUUGAUGCAGCCAAUACCAGCAGUUUUAAGAGGGGGGGGGGGGGGG